AAAUUUCAGUCAUUAACAGCGACUCAUACCAAGCGAAUGUCGUUUUUCUGUUCAUUGAAGAAAACGUUUUUUAAUCGAUUGGAAAAUAUUCUUGAAAAAUUAUUGUGUGUGAGUUGCGAAGGAUGUUUUACCUGUUGAGAGUGAUUCGUGACCUGACAGCCCAGCUCUAUGAGGAACAUGCUGAUCCUCGUGUCAAAGACUGGCCUUUGGUAUACUCACCAUUGCCGCCAGCCACCAUUGUAGCCUUCUAUCUCCUAUUUGUUCUCAAAUACGGUCCAAAAUGGAUGGAAAAACGUGAAGCCUUUCAAUUAAAAUAUAUAAUGCAAUUCUACAAUAUUGUCCAGGUCUUAGCCAACCUAUUUCUGUUCGUCUAUGGCAUUCCCAAUACAUAUGGCCACAAGGAUUUUAGUUUCAGAUGUCAACCCACUACGCCAACUAAUACGGAACCUUGGAUGAUGCGAUGUCUUUAUGCAACGUAUGGUUAUUAUCUCACAAAAUACUUGGAUCUGCUGGAUACGGUUUUCAUCGUGUUGCGUAAGAAAAAUCAGCAGGUGACAUUCCUACAUGUUUACCAUCAUGCGGGAAUGGUUUUCGGAGUACAUGUUUAUAUGACAUUCCUGCCAGGCAGCCAUGCCACCAUGUUGGGUAUCAUUAAUCUGUUAGUACACACGGUGAUGUAUUCCUACUAUUUUGUUGCCUCGGUGAGGCCAUCCGCUGCCACUGUGUGGUGGAAGCGUUACAUCACCCAACUGCAGCUGUUCCAAUUCGCCUAUUUAAUAUUCCAUUUUUUGCAAGUGGUUCUGAACAACUCAUGCGGAUAUCCCAUAUCGGUGGCCUUCACUGGAUUCAUGCAAAACAUCUUCAUGUUUGUCAUGUUCUUUGAGUUCUAUUACAGAACCUACAUGAAAGGUGACAAAAGGAAAGCUAAAACGCCAAUCAACGAUGAGAAGCAAGACGAGCUAAAAUCAAGUUAGUAACUGCAAAAUAUCAUACAAUUGAUGACGAAAUUUUGUUGUACUAAUACAACUAACUAUUGAUAAUGUUCGAAUAUAAAUUAAAUUUAUGAAAUAGUAGAUAUGUAACUUUUAUCAUAUAAUAUGAUAAUAAAGAUAUUUUGUUUUUGUUUUACUUA
Stomoxys calcitrans (stable fly) is the source of this 1132-nucleotide messenger RNA. RefSeq names its product elongation of very long chain fatty acids protein 7. The coding region runs from base 123 to 974 and encodes 283 amino acids. Gene Ontology annotation, molecular function: fatty acid elongase activity. Gene Ontology annotation, cellular component: endoplasmic reticulum membrane. The transcript has 5 exons. Gene Ontology annotation, biological process: fatty acid elongation, monounsaturated fatty acid; fatty acid elongation, polyunsaturated fatty acid; fatty acid elongation, saturated fatty acid. The record is from RefSeq and is a predicted model, not a curated record. Lineage: Eukaryota; Metazoa; Arthropoda; Insecta; Diptera; Muscidae.